AUGAAUUACGGCAAUAAUCCUACGUCUCGAGCUGUUUUUCCCGAACAGCGUCGAGAAAAUCGCAACUCUAAAUGGGUUAUACAGCGUCCCUUCAGUAAUCAAGCUGAGAUCAUGGAUUCAAAAGCCACAGCAGAGGAUGUUAUAGCUGCAAUGCUAUCAGCAUCAGCAUCUCCUCCUUUCUUUAAUGGUUCACCGCCUAGCCGACCGAUGAAUCCAUUGAUUCAUGAUGUUCGCUUUGUAAAUUAUGGAAAACAAUUCAACAGUUUAUCAUCAUCAACAACAAUCAGUGCAUCUACAAGGCCAAAAUUACUUGGACAAAAUACUCAAGCACCACCUAGAAUUGAGGGCUUUGAUUCCUCAAAACUCUCAUCUGAGUCAUCAGUAUGA
This is a messenger RNA of Solanum stenotomum, 387 nucleotides long. RefSeq lists its product as uncharacterized. Bases 1 to 387 code for a protein of 128 amino acids. The record is from RefSeq and is a predicted model, not a curated record. Lineage: Eukaryota; Viridiplantae; Streptophyta; Magnoliopsida; Solanales; Solanaceae. The transcript is spliced from 3 exons.